AGAAGAACAGAGAACCAUCUUGUGAGAAAAUGAUAAACUCUUGUUGUGUUGUGAAUUGCAAGAACAGCCAACACAAUAACAAAUCUUGUCAAUAUUUCACUGUUCCCGUCUUGAGAAAACAUGAGGGGCCUAAGGCCAAGGCAAUUUCAAAACAAAGAAUUCAACAACUGUUGAAAAUCAUUAACAGAAAAGAUUUCACAGAGAAAUCCAUUAAAAGCAAGGAGAGCCUGACUGUGUGUACUUACCACUUAGUCUCAGGCAAACUUUGCCCAAAACUGGAAGGAGAUGAAGUAAGAAACUGUACAGUAUCUGAACAUGUAUGUAACAAAGCUAUUAAUAGACUGCUGCCCGUACCAGCUGACCAGUCAUGUGGGACACUGCAGACAGAGGUGACUGCUAUAGAAAACCAGGCACUUGCUGAUAACAUCUUAGACAAUGUGGAAAUGGAAUGCACUAUAAGCAGCCAAAAUAAUGAUGAACUAAACUAUGACACAUUUAGAAAAGAUGAGCAUGAACACUCUAAUAACUCUCCAUCUCCUAAUGAAAGUUUUCUUUUACGUUCUAUAGAUGAUUUGACCACACAAUGCAGCGCUCCAGCAGAACAACCUUAUCCUGUGAGGUAUUACACUCGUAAUUGUUUCACUUUCUUUUAA
Physella acuta is the source of this 653-nucleotide messenger RNA. RefSeq lists its product as uncharacterized. The record is from RefSeq and is a predicted model, not a curated record. NCBI's taxonomy places the organism in Eukaryota, Metazoa, Mollusca, Gastropoda, Physidae.